UGUAGAGAUAGUUAAACGUAGUUCAAGGGGAAAAGAGGAAAAGAUUUCGAGGGGACAAAUUUCCGGCGAUGUCAGCGGCGACGGCUGCUAGGGCGUGGUUGCGGCCGUCUGCAGCCGUGGGGCUCCGCGAGACGGCCUUCUUCCCAGGCAGCGCCAGCUUCGCCACUACGCGACUCUGUGUCGGACGAAGCUGCUCGGACAGAACCUUUGCAGGGAUUCAAAUUGCAGAUUCCAAUUUGAGAAGAUGCAAAAUUGUGCAUGUUAAAAGCGGGGAGUCUGAUGGACAUCCAAAAACUGAGGAUAUGUUGGUUGACGAAGAAACUCUUCAGUCUAAUUUGGACAAAGCUAUAGCGGAAGAAGAUUAUGCCCGUGCCGCAAAGAUCCGGGAUGAUCUACGCAUCCUCCAUGAGGAUGCUGAAGCUUCACUUCUCGCAGCAAAUGCACGGUUCUACAGUGCCUUCAGGAAUGGAGAUAUUGCUGCGAUGUACUCUAUCUGGGCUAAGGGUGACCAUGUGUAUGUAAUACACCCUGCUGCAGGUCGAAUAUCUGGUUAUGAUGUGGUCAUGCAGAGCUGGGAGAUGGUUUGCAAUGCAGAUUAUGAGUUUCCACUGAGUAUUGAUCUCAGGAACAUAGAGGUUCACAUCCGUGGCAACCUUGGUUACGUCACAUGCUUGGAGGUGGUGAAGAACAAAGGAAGAACUUGGGGAAAGCAAGUCGCCACCAACAUCUUCGAGAAAGUUAAUGGCACAUGGCUGAUAUCUGUUCACCAUGCUUCGCACAUCGAAGAAUGAAAGGCACGCGCACACACUUGGUGACCUGGGAUCGAAUUUUUGAGAGAUAGACCACCAUGUACAAUUUUGAGAAUUUCUUUGUACUUAAUGGAAUUAUUAUGUAUUCUGCAUCUAUAUUCCUUAGGAGGCUUUAGUUUUCGAAGUGAUUUUGCCUUCAUGUUUUAUUUUCAUAGUUCCUGGUAUGUUGUCAGAUGGACCAUGUAUGAGUUGAUUGGUAGUUUAAAAUUAUCUGAUGGCAAUGGCUAUGGACUUGGCUUGCAAGAAUCACAUUUCAUAUCCAAGCUACUUCAUUGUUUUGAUGGCAAUGAGUAUGGACUUGGCUUGCAAGAAACACAGUUCAUAUCCAAGCUACUUCAUUGUUUUGUCA
Molecule: messenger RNA, 1158 nt
Organism: Setaria italica (foxtail millet)
Lineage: Eukaryota; Viridiplantae; Streptophyta; Magnoliopsida; Poales; Poaceae
Exons: 2
Coding region: 69-791 (240 amino acids)
Molecular function (GO): protein binding
Source: RefSeq, a predicted model, not a curated record